AUGGCGGCUGUAUCUACGCACUGUGCACACCUCCAUACCUCCGCAGAAUCCCAUAGCCUUGUUGCCAAAAGCAACAGCAGUAACAGUCUAUGCAUCUCAAGAGUUACAGUGAAAUUGUCAAAGCCUAAAGGAAGAUUCUUCGUUUCUGCUCAAACUGCCAAUGGAGAUAGCAAUAAUCAGCCCACCAACGGCACUGUUUCCAUUUCAGAUUCUGCGGGCGCCAUUUCCACGGCCUCCUCUAGACCAAAGGUGAAGCGCCACACAAUUUCAGUUUUUGUUGGUGAUGAAAGCGGAAUGAUAAACCGAAUUGCUGGAGUUUUUGCAAGAAGAGGGUAUAACAUUGAGUCCCUUGCAGUUGGACUGAACAAGGACAAGGCUCUUUUUACAAUAGUUGUGUCUGGAACCGAAAGAGUGCUGCAACAAGUUAUGGAACAGCUCCAGAAGCUAGUGAAUGUAUUAAAGGUUGAAGACAUCUCCAGGGAGCCACAAGUAGAACGGGAAUUAGUGCUCAUAAAAAUUAAUGCAGAUCCAAAGUAUCAAGCAGAGGUCAUGUGGUUGGUGGACAUUUUUAGGGCAAAAAUUGUGGACAUCUCUGAUCUGUCGUUAACAAUCGAGGUUACAGGAGAUCCUGGAAAAAUGGUUGCAGUACAAAGGAAUUUAAGUAAAUUUGGAAUCAGGGAGAUUGCCAGGACUGGAAAAAUUGCCUUGAGAAGAGAAAAGAUGGGGGAAUCUGCUCCUUUUUGGCGGUUCUCGGCAGCUUCGUAUCCAGAUCUUGAAGGAAGUAGGCCGGUUGAUACAGUUCCAAGUUCUGUAAAGAGAACACCUGAUGUAGUAUCUGAAUCGUCUAAUGGGGGAGAUGUUUAUCCUGUCGAAGCAGCCAAUGACAUUUCAUUCAAUCAAGUUCUUGAUGCUCACUGGGGUGUGCUGAAUGAUGAAGAUACAAGUGGUCUUCGUUCUCACACUCUUUCAAUGCUCGUUAAUGAUGUUCCUGGAGUUCUUAAUCUUGUCACAGGGGUUUUUUCUCGGAGAGGAUACAAUAUUCAGAGUUUAGCCGUUGGUCAUGCUGAAGUUGAGGGCAUUUCUCGCAUAACUACUGUUGUUCCUGCUACAGAUGAAUCAAUUAGCAAGUUGGUGCAACAACUUAAUAAACUGGCGGAUCUUCAUGAGGUUCGGGAUCUUACGCAUUUGCCUUUCGCUGAGCGGGAAUUGAUGUUGAUAAAAAUUGCUGUGAAUGCUACUGCUCGACGCAAUGUUCUUGAUAUUGCCAGUAUUUUUAGAGCCAAAGCUGUUGAUGUCUCUGAUCACACUAUAACUAUUGAGCUUACCGGGGAUCUCAACAAGAUGGUUGCUUUACAAAGAUUGUUGGAACCUUACGGCAUUUGUGAGGUGGCUCGAACUGGAAGAGUGGCACUGGUACGGGAGUCUGGUGUUGAUUCAAGGUACCUCCGUGGGUACUCUUACCCAUUUCCAUCCUUGGCCAUUGCAGUUACAUACAAUGUGUUAAAGUUUGGAGCUAAACCCGACGGCGUAACCGACUCGACCGUUGCUUUCUUGAAAGCAUGGUCUGCCGCUUGUGGUUCCCCAAAUCCAGCCACAAUCUAUGUACCAUCAGCAGGAAAAUACUUGCUUAAGAGUGCUCAGUUUAGAGGGCCAUGCAAAAACAAAGCCAUAACCGUUCAUAUUGAUAGCACCUUAGUGGCUCCUUCGGAUUACAGUGUGAUUGGAAAUAAUGGUAAUUACUUGCUUUUAUUUGAGAGAGUUGAUGGGAUUUCAAUUCGUGGUGGCACUCUUGAUGGCCAAGGAAGUGGCUUGUGGGCUUGCAAGAAAUCUGGCAAGCAUUGCCCGAGUGGCGCAACGACAUUGGGAGUUUCCAACUCGAAACAUGUGGAAAUUACUGGAUUGACAUCUCUAAAUAGCCAAAUGUUCCACAUCGUAAUCAAUGGAUGCCAAGACGUGAAAGUACGAGGAGUGAAGAUUUUGGCCCCAAGAAAUAGCCCAAACACCGACGGUAUUCACGUGCAAUUUUCAAUAGGUGUAACAAUAUUCAGCUCUAGAAUCGGCACCGGUGAUGAUUGUAUCUCAAUCGGGCCAGGCACCACUGAUUUGGUCAUCCACAAUGUUGCUUGCGGCCCUGGCCAUGGCAUCAGUAUCGGAAGCCUAGGCAAGGAUUAUCUAGAAGUCGGUGUACGAAAUGUAACAGUUAAGAAUGUUACAUUUAAGAAUACACAAAAUGGUUUAAGGAUAAAGACAUGGGGGAGGCCAAGCACUGGAUUUGUAAAGGGUGUUCUAUUCCAGCAUGCCAUCAUGGACAACGUGCACAAUCCUAUACUAAUUGACCAAAAUUACUGCCCACAUAACAAAAACUGCCCUGGAAAGGUUUCAGGUGUAAAAAUUAGUGAAGUUACAUACAGAGACAUCCAAGGUACGUCAGCAACUCAAGUGGCAGUGAAGUUUGAUUGUAGCAAGACAAAUCCAUGUCGACAAAUAAAGUUGGAAAAUGUAAAACUAACUUACAGAAAUCAACAAGCUCGAGCAUCGUGUGCUAAUGCUGCCGGGACAACUGCCGGUUCAAUCGAGCCCACCAGCUGUUUGUACUGA
Fraxinus pennsylvanica is the source of this 2598-nucleotide messenger RNA. The record is from the annotation of a GenBank genome assembly. NCBI's taxonomy places the organism in Eukaryota, Viridiplantae, Streptophyta, Magnoliopsida, Lamiales, Oleaceae.